AUGCUUUUAAGCCAGAAUGCCUCUGUGAUCAGACCUCUUAAUUUGUAUCCCUGGAUGUACAUCAGCCUUGUGUUUGGUACUUCACACGCUUUGUCUGAAAGUGCAGAUGAGCCUUGCAUUUUCAAGAUGACGCUACAAAAUUUCCAGUUGACUUUAUCAUGGGAAUUGAAAAACCAUUCCAUUGUACCAACUCACUAUACAUUAUGGUACACAAUCGGGAGUAAACGAGAAGACAUGAAGAUUGUUGAGCAUUGUAUAAAUAUUACAAAAUCAUCUUGUAACCUAACAGCUUUGUGGGACAACGUGCAUGAGACCUACAUCCCCAAAAUAGUGGGAUAUAAAAGGAACACAGAGCUGGUCAGAUGUAAGGGCAGUAUCUUCUUGGACACGGACAUAUCAUUUGAACCAGUGGACUUUGAGAUUUUUGGCUCCAAGGACCACAUUAAUGUGAUAGUGAAAUUUCCAUCCUACCCUCCCAAGAUAAUAAAUGUGGGAAUAUUACAGCGUUAUUUUUCGCUCGUCAUUGAACUGCAAUCAGGGGAGAUUGUGAAGAAGCAUAAACCCAAAAUAAAUGGAAACAUUACUGGAAAUAUCAAUUAUAUCAUUGACAAGUUAAUUCCAAACACAAAUUACUGUGUAUCAGUUUAUUUUGAGCCUACAUACCAGGAAACAGUCACAAGAGCCCCCUUAAAAUGUAUCCUCCUUCCUGACCAGGAAUCAGAGUCAUCAGAAUCUGUCAAAAUAGGAGGAAUAAUCACUAUAUUUUUAAUAGCAGCUUUCUUCACAAGCAGCAUAAUAACACUGAAACGGAGUGGUUAUUUAUGCUUAAAAAAUGAUUUCCCCGGUGCUUUGAAUUUUCAUAACUGGGCAGCCUGGAUAUUUCCCAAGCCACUGCCAUUGGAAACAGUGGACAUAGUGGAGGUCAUUUAUAUCAACCAAAAGAAGAAAGUGUGGAACUACAAUUAUGACGACAGUGACAGCGAGGGUGAAAUAGCCCCUAGAACAAGUGCCGGUGGUUACACUAUGCGUGGACUAAUUGGCAAGCCCCCAACUCAGUCCUUCAUCUCCUUGUCUACCUCUGAAGAGUUGCACUUUAUAGACCCAGAUGCAGAUGAAUUUGAGCUGCCAGAGGUCAAGGCUGAUUCUCCACCAGUACCAGGGCCCGGAUCUGGGCAGUCAGAAUGCUCAAGUGGACCCUACAAAAGGAGGGAGAGUCUGCUUCAGGACUCCUUUUCUGAGGAUGAUAGCAGCUCCACUGAGGGGUCUGGGGACAGAGUAAUCUUCAAUGUGGAUUUAAACUCUGUAUUUGUGAGGCCCCUUGAUGAUGACAAAGGCAUCCCUCCAGUGCCAUUAUCUCUUCAGGAAGAGACAGUUGACCUAGAAGACACCACAGAGAUGGAAUCAAGCUUUCUCGUUCUCAGGGAGGAGGGGACAAAGUCCCCCUCUGAAGAGUGCCUGUCCUCUGAUGAUGCUCCUUCCGAGAAAAGCGACACCUCUGAGUCGGAUGUAGACAUCAGGGAUGGUUAUAUAAUGAGAUGA
Molecule: messenger RNA, 1539 nt
Organism: Orycteropus afer afer
Lineage: Eukaryota; Metazoa; Chordata; Mammalia; Tubulidentata; Orycteropodidae
Gene: IFNAR2
Product: interferon alpha and beta receptor subunit 2
Exons: 9
Coding region: 1-1539 (512 amino acids)
Molecular function (GO): protein binding; interleukin-22 receptor activity
Source: RefSeq, a predicted model, not a curated record